Molecule: messenger RNA, 787 nt
Organism: Boleophthalmus pectinirostris (great blue-spotted mudskipper)
Lineage: Eukaryota; Metazoa; Chordata; Actinopteri; Gobiiformes; Gobiidae
Product: protamine-like protein
Exons: 1
Coding region: 55-552 (165 amino acids)
Biological process (GO): nucleosome assembly
Cellular component (GO): nucleosome
Molecular function (GO): DNA binding; structural constituent of chromatin
Source: RefSeq, a predicted model, not a curated record
GCCCAGACACAAAACUACACACUACUCUGAGUGUCCCCAACUUUCUCCACCAACAUGUCCUCUCCAGAUGCAGCCGCGCCUUCUGCUCCGGCGCCAAAAGCCCCCAAGAAGAAAAGGGGUCCUACCCUCCAGGUCCUGAUCGUGAGGGCUGUUGCUGGGGCUGGAGCUACUGGCGGUCUCUCUCUGACCGCUGUCAAGAAGGUCCUGAAGGAUGGAGGCUACGACAUCAAGAAGAAUAACAGCAGGAUUCUUCUGGCAGUCAAGCGUUUAGUGGCCAAGAAAAAGCUGACCAAAGUCAAAGGGAGUCUGAAGAUCAACACCAAGCCAAAGAAGGUGGCAAAGAAGAAGAAGCCAGCAGCCAAGAAAGCCAAGAAAGCCAAGAAACCAGCAGCGAAGAAGUCACCUAAAAAGAAGGCAAAGAGUCCUAAAAAGGCCAAGAAGCCUAAGAAAGCUAAGAGCCCAAAGAAGCCUAAAGCGAAGAAACCCAAGUCUCCCAAGAAGGCUCGGGCUCCCAAGAAGGCCAAGGCACCAAAAGCUGCUGCCAAGAAGUAAAGUUCUCCAAAGAACCUACUUCAGGAGAGCUUCUGUGAUGGCACCUAUGAAAGACUGUGUGUAGACUGCAAUGACUUAACUUGAACAUCUCUUUUGCUUUGCCAUUUUUCGAUCUAUUCUUGUCCAAACUCCAUGGAUGUCUAGUGAACUUUUGUCUUAACCUCGUUUUCGACCAGUAAAUAUGGUCAUUAUUUUUACUUGCUGAAAAUGUAAUAAAUGCAUCUUGAUACUUGUA